AUGAAUCCAAACACGGAAAUAGAUGAAAGAUCAAAUAAGUCUGACACCGAAAGAGUCAUUGAAGUUUCAAAUAACGGUAGAUUCGCAAAGCUGAAUACUUUUUUGGGCAAAGGAGCUUUUAAGGUCGUUUACAAGGCAAUUGAUAGAGAAGAAGGCUACGAGGUAGCAUGGAACGUACUUCAGGUAUUGUUUGUUACAAGACAAGAAGUGAAGGCUCUGGGUCAUGAAAUCGAGAUUUUAAAGUCAGUUAGACAUCCAAACAUCAUUACAUUUCAUGAAGCUUGGUAUAAUGAAUCUGAAUUUGUAUUUAUCACUGAGUUGAUGACAUCGGGAACACUACGGGAAUAUAUUCGAAAAUUGUCUCCUCUGCCAAAUAUGAAGAUUGUAAAGAGAUGGUGUCGACAAAUCUUGAAAGGUCUAGUGUAUUUACAUGGUCACCAACCUACGAUUAUUCAUAGAGAUAUCAAAUGUGAUAAUAUCUUUAUCAAUGGUGCUCAUGGAGAAAUUAAAAUUGGUGACAUGGGUACAGCAGAAAUGAAAGUUGAUAAGAAGUACACUGUAAUUGGAACGCCUGAAUUUAUGGCACCUGAAAUGUAUGAAGAAAAAGGAUAUAAUGAAAAGGUUGAUAUAUAUGCUUUUGGUAUGUGUCUUUUGGAAAUGGUAACAGGCGAAUACCCCUAUAAUGAAUGUACAAAUGCUGCUCAAGUUUUUAAGAAGGUCACCCAGACAAUCAGACCUGAAUGUUUAUCAAGAGUGCAAGACCCUGAAGUGUUAACUCUUAUCAAUAAUUGCUUGGCUUCAGAACAUGAUCGUAUGUCUGCUUUGGAGAUACUUGAACAUUCAUUCUUGGCUGUUGAACCCGAGGUUGUGCUAUUGGCUACAGAUAUCACCAUGAAACAAUUGACCCUCCAGGUUGUCUUCAAGGGAAUGGAUAAAUUAUCUGUCAAAUUUGAAUUUAACGCCGAUACAGAUACAGCUGAAGAUGUAGUAGCCGAAAUGAUUGAAGAACAGGUUUUACCUGAAAAAUACCAACAAUUAAUAACAGGAGAUAUCAACAGAUUACUUCGAGAUCUAAAUAAACAACAAAAUUCAGCUGCUGAUAAGAUUGAAGAUGAUCGUAUGGUUUGGAGAAGAGAAAACGAUAUCCGCUCAGAAUUAGAACGUGCUAAAAAAGACUUGAUGGCUGCAAGAGACAAAAUUUUAGAUGUUGAAAAAAAAUGUGAUAGUUUUGAGCAAAGAACACAACUCGCCGAAGAAAGAUAUAAAGAUACCAUUACAGCAUUAGAACAAGCGAGAUUGGCUAGUGAAUUGGAUCACGAAAUAGAAUUGCUAAACACUACUCCCUCGUCUACAUAUAAUACCAUACAAGGUCCUGAAGAUCAUGCUCCUAUGGACUCAUCAGGUAAAUAUAUCAUCACGGACUCUAUAUUGCAAACCACUAAUUCACAUACAGAAUAUCCCAAUGAUACAAGUAUCGAGACAUUUGUGCUAGAAACUGCUGCUGCAUCUAAUCGUAAUAAGGAUAAGGCUUUAGAAUGGGUCCAUAAACUUCAAAACCAAGACAUCAUGACAGUAGGCGAUCUUCGAGAUUUACAUGAUGAAGACUGGGCUGGGUUCGGGCUUACUGUAUUUGCCCUUCGAGCUUUAAAAAAUAUGCUUGUUGGCCGAAAACAAACAUUUCAAAGAUCCAGGGCAACAUCAAGUGGUACAAAUACACCCAUCGAUGAACAAGAGCAAUUUCUAUAG
This is a messenger RNA of Mucor mucedo, 1746 nucleotides long. Its product is annotated as kinase-like domain-containing protein. Gene Ontology annotation, molecular function: protein serine/threonine kinase activity; ATP binding. Lineage: Eukaryota; Fungi; Mucoromycota; Mucoromycetes; Mucorales; Mucoraceae. The transcript has 2 exons. The record is from RefSeq and is a predicted model, not a curated record. The coding region runs from base 1 to 1746 and encodes 581 amino acids. Gene Ontology annotation, biological process: intracellular signal transduction; protein phosphorylation. Gene Ontology annotation, cellular component: cytoplasm.